Messenger RNA from Paramormyrops kingsleyae, 1029 nucleotides. Its product is annotated as cornifelin homolog. NCBI's taxonomy places the organism in Eukaryota, Metazoa, Chordata, Actinopteri, Osteoglossiformes, Mormyridae. The record is from RefSeq and is a predicted model, not a curated record.
CUAACAGAUACAAGGGCUACAGGACAUACACAGGGCUAUAUACAAAGCUCCUGUAAGUUCCCUUGCAUAAAGGAUUUUUCAUUCUGGACAAAAAACGGCUUCAGGAAUUACUAUGACAACAAACGUGAUCAUUCAGCAGUCUCAGCCAGGAUCGACCUCCGUGCACUCAGACCAAUGGAGCACAGGGAUUUUCGACUGCCUGGAUGACAUGUCUGUCUGUUGCGCUGCUUACUGGUGCUUUCCCUGCUUCACCUGCAAAACAGCUGCAGACUUUGGGGAGUGUUUAUGUCUUCCUCUUGUGGACAUCAUGAACAUUUCCCUUCAGAUGUCAGGCAUUCCCUGCGUUCCCCCUGUCUCUCUGGCCCUGAGAGUUGGGGUGCGAAAUCGAUUCGGCAUCCGGGGGGAUAUCUGCUCUGACUGCAUGUAUGUGACCUUUUGUAAUAUGUGUUCCUGGUGCCAAAUAGCCCGUGAGAUGAAGAUACGACAACAGCCAGUCACCAUAAUUAAUUCCAACCCCACUGUGGUCUCAUCCCAACCCACCAUGAUCUCAGCCACAAGCAUGGAGGUCUCACCCCGCCUCACUGUUGCUAAUACUUAGCCAGCUGCUCUCUCUUCACGAUAGUGACCAGGCACAUCCACCAAUCACAGAGAGUGCCUGUGGGUGAUGCUUCAAGCGGUACAAUUAUCCCCCAUAUCAACACUGGGUCAAACAUACAUUUCAUUGUAAUUCAGUGUAGGCUGGUGCAUUUUGGCAAAAAAUGUAAUUAUAUGUAUAACGACAAUACAGUUUGACUGUAAGAUGUGUCCCUUGUCCCAACUUGGUUGUUAUUGUUGUUAUGCAGGAAUGUAAUGGUAUAUAUUUUAGCGCCAGUGGGGGGCAUGUCCCAGCAUGCCCUGUGUGCAGUUGUAAAUAACCCUUGUUGUGUUGUUGUUAAUGUUAAUGGUUACAUUUCCCUAUUGUUGCACAUGUGUUUGCCCGUGUCUUGUGUGUACCCUGUCUGAUCCUUGCAUAUAUUUAGUUUGUGUAAA